UAUUUAAGCUCGUGCUUCGCUCGCGAACGAUUUAGUUUCUGAAUUCUGUGUACUUGGGAUGGUUGAUGAUUACGUCGUGAGAAUGUCGAAGCUAAGUAUCAGUUUUUUCUUCAUUGGAUUGGCGCUCUUAGGUGUGUGGACCUGGCCAUGCGACGGAUCUCCGUUGUCCCGCGAUAGCUCUGAAUCUAACGAAACGGACAAUGUGGGCAAGAUGUUACAGGAAAUACGUGCACAAUGCAUUAAAAACACAGGAUCCGAUACAGACUUCCCUAAAUUCAUGGCAUCAGUUGAACAUAGCAUGAUGUGUUUGGCAGAUUUCGAUACAGAGAAAUUCAAGAUCGAUUUCAACGAACUGACCAACGCAACGCGAGGAACAUUCUUCCCCAAAUACUGUCACAAGAUACGAUCGUUCGUCUCUUGCAUAAAUAUAUCGUUAAUAUAUAUGCAACCAUGUCUCGAGUCGAGUGCUUUCCAGAUUGCGAAGGCAUUAAUAGACAGCAUACCAGAAGCCUCGAACCUUGCGUGUAAAAACGAUGGUGAAAUCAUAUUUCAACUGAAGGACGAGGAACGCAAAGAGUGUAUAAUGCAGAAAGAAGAUGAAAUAUCAACGUGUUUCAACACGUUCAAAACGGACAUGAACGGUAUCAUCGAUUUUGCUGAACUGAAGCAGGACCAAUGCGGCCCACUUACAAACUUCAGACAGUGCUUGAAGGACAUACUGGACCAUUGUGACUUGUCAGAUAUUGUAAGCGUCUAUGAUAUACCGUUAAAUGCUAUGUUGCCCCUGACCCCUUGUGCUAACUACACGCAGACGACGAUGGUUCACCUUCUUGAUAACAACUCAGUUGGAGGGGAUUAAAACUAUUGACAAAAGUUCAGGGGUAUGGAUGGACUUAUGGAUCAUUGAAACCUUUUUCGUAACAUAUCGCUUGGAAAUGCUAACCUUAUUAAAUUAGCUAUGGAUUAAAAUGCAGCGGAAAGGGUUCUUCGACCUAUAAAAGCAAGGAAUUGAAAUAAAGUAAAUUGACAAACAAAACACAAAUAGCCCUGGAGUGAACGUGGUUUUACCUGAAACAAUGAUUACUGAACGAAUGUAUUGAAGAUGUCAGAGCGCAUGCGCUUGAACCAGAUCGUAAAACUGGUUAAAAAGAUCUUCUAUGAAAUAAAAAACUAAUUGAAUCCCAGUCUGUCGAUUAU
Molecule: messenger RNA, 1197 nt
Organism: Anopheles darlingi
Lineage: Eukaryota; Metazoa; Arthropoda; Insecta; Diptera; Culicidae
Product: 27 kDa hemolymph protein-like
Exons: 6
Coding region: 59-859 (266 amino acids)
Source: RefSeq, a predicted model, not a curated record